Molecule: messenger RNA, 4473 nt
Organism: Trichoderma citrinoviride
Lineage: Eukaryota; Fungi; Ascomycota; Sordariomycetes; Hypocreales; Hypocreaceae
Exons: 6
Coding region: 1-4473 (1490 amino acids)
Biological process (GO): protein ubiquitination
Cellular component (GO): CCR4-NOT complex
Molecular function (GO): RNA binding; ubiquitin-protein transferase activity
Source: RefSeq, a predicted model, not a curated record
AUGGCGCCUCAAGACUCCUUCAUCGAGGAAGAUGAAGAUGUCUGCCCUCUUUGCAUCGAAGAGUUCGACUUGUCCGACCGAAACUUUCGACCUUGUCCCUGUGGCUACCAGGUCUGUCAGUUUUGCUUCAACAACAUCAAGAAUAAUAUGAAUGGUCUGUGCCCGGCAUGUCGACGGCCAUACGACGAGAAGACUAUUCAGUGGAAGGUCGUAACACAAGAAGAGGUUGCCGAGUUCCGUGCGAAUAUCCAGAAGAAUCAGCGAAAACGAGCCCAGGAACAGCGUCAAAAAGAGGUUCAGAAACGCGAAGCCGAGAAAGAGAACCGCAAAAACCUUAUCGGAGUCAGAGUUGUGCAAAAGAAUCUCGUUUACAUUACAGGUCUAGCGCCCACGGUCCGCGAGGAUGAGCUCCUCAAGACGCUGAGGAAGCCUGAAUUCUUCGGGCAGUACGGCGUGAUUCAAAAGAUUUCGAUUAGUAAUCGGAAGAGCUCGGAUGGCCAGCACCAUUCACUUGGCAUCUAUGUCACUUUUGAAAAGCCUGAAGAGGCAACAAGGUGCAUCCAAGCUGUCCACGGAUCACAGAAUGGAGACAGGAUACUCAAGGCUCAGUACGGAACCACUAAGUAUUGCUCUGCGUGGCUCAAGAACGAGAAAUGCAACAACCCGGGCUGUAUGUUCUUACACGAGCAGGGCGAUGAAGAAGAUAGCUAUACUCGUCAAGACCUGUCAUCCAUGAACAGCAUUCAUACACAAAGGCCUUUGCCUGGCGGAAACAGUACCUCUUUUCGAACAACGCCCCGACAGCAAGUUUCGCAGCCGACCCUCACGCCCAUUUCGCAGUCGAUGGCGCGUACUUCGAGUAAAGAGGGCUCCGACUACGGACCUGAUGGCUCUGCUCUACCUUCGUCGGCUAAUUGGGCACGAAAUCCUCAACGCAGCCGGAGAGGAAGCCAUGCCACGAGUGGCGCUCCGUCCAGCCCUGCUAUUUCAGCCUCUUUGCCUACCACGACCGAAGUUGCUCAAGAAGCUGUGGAAGAUGCCGGAUCUCCCCCUCCUGCUCAGCAAGCGGAAGAAGAACAAGUGUCAAAUCAAGACUCUGCUGAAGCACCGCAGCCCCAAUCGUCAAAGAGCCCUUUAGUGAACAUUCUGCGGGCAUUGCAGAACUGCACGUUGUCCAACCUAGUUGCCCCCCAAGUCAACGAAUUGGGUCCUCCUUUAUUCGACAUUCGAGGCGGAAAGAAGCGAAAGGAAAUGCGUGAAGACGACGACGCACGAAUCAGCGGGGACCAGAAGAAUGCGACUGAAGGACCGGCUCAGCCAGAAGGUGAAGCAGAGGCGGGCGGCAGCCUUGCCCUUGGCGGCGAGCCCGAAGAACGCGAAGUAAUGGGCGAUGGACAAGCAUUCGAGCACCGGCACAUCAACACAUUUCCUCCGAUCCAAAGAAGCAAUGCCGACACCCUCUUUGGUCCUGCUCUCAAUGGCUCAAACUUCAAUCCGGGUACAACCCAGAUGGGUCGGGGGAUUACGCCCCAGCAUUUGAUGUCACUGCGCCCUCAAUCUGGGUUCAGCGAGCUGGCCCCUUCAAGCCUCUCUGGCCAGGCCGCAUUUCAGAAUCCAGGCCACAAUCGUCAAUCAUCUCGAUUCAGCUUCAUGGCUGACAGUCCGCCAGCAUCGACCAAUCUCAAGUUUGCUACGAAUCCUAGAAUAAUGGGUCAGCAAUCAUCCAUGAUCCCUAGUUCGUUACAGUCCUCAGGCAACGGACACUUUUUUGGCAGUUCCAUGCCGGCGCCACCGCCGGGACUCAAGUCUACCAACACGCCACCGAACCUUUUUGGUCAGGGAUUUGGUGGCUCCGGAUUUGGCGCUGCCACGAAGGACUCAUCUGGCGAUUUAUUGCAGAGUUUAAUUAGCAGGAGCCGAGGCAGUGGCAACCAGCCUCAUGACGGUGGAAAGCCUCCUACUUCUGGCCUUUUGGCAUCGCUCUACGGUAACCACCCCGGAGCAUUCCAAGACUUUGGCUCGAAGCAGAAGAAGAAGGGGAAGAAGCAUAGACAUGCUAACACUUCCUCCUCGGGGGGGAGUGGUCUAGUGGAUCUUGCGGACCCGAGUAUACUGCAGGCGAGGAUGCAGCACCAAACGCAAAGCAACACCGGAGUCAAUCAAGGAGUUUUUAGCGGUCAGAGCCAAGACCAUGAUCUUCAGUUGCCGGAUGAGGCCCAACUAUCCGUGGAUGCACUGGUCUCGGAUGAUCCGGUACCGGCCCUGGCGUCACCUCCUGUCAUCGACGUGGACUCUCAUCGUCUGGCUUCUCAAGCAGGUAGCGCUGAUACUCUUGGUCAACCGAACCAAGACGCAUCGAAGCAGACUCAGCCACAACGGGCGAUUGCGACUCCAGCUACGCCUCAUAUCUCAUCUCUCACCCCUCCUUAUAAUCUAGUGCCAUCUGUUCAGGGUUCUUCCAAAGCGAACCUGACCGAUCAAGAGACUGACAUCCGCGCGAAAGCUUCUACAGCAAAGGACUCUUCAGCACCCCCACCCACAUCGGCAAAAGGCGGUAUACUUCAGGAAAAAGACUUCCCUGCCUUGGGCGCGCCAAGGACAAUCGAAACCAUGGGCGCCGGCAUCAGCUUAGCUGCCCCUAAGACAGUUGCGUUGAAAAGCAGACCAUUGACCAGGAGACAGGAGGACCGAGGCCCCGAGGCCCAGGACGAGGAUCCAGGACUUACCGCCAAGGUGCCUGGACCUCACUCUACAAAGACCAGUGACGCCAAACCUGUGGAACAGGCAGCUCCCACUGCCGGAGCCAAUCUCGUUCCCCAGCCUGUUGACGGCAUCGCCAAAUCAGACGAUUCAGCAGAAAACUCCAGGUUUCCACCCCUGCCUGCUCCGACGAUUGGCAAUGGCAUGUCUACAGCUUCGCGAGCUGUACCAAAGACAUUGAGAGUGGUCUCUUCAUCAGUCAAGGCAGAGACCCGCUCUGCUUCGCCAUCACCUGCUCCAGUAUCCAGUCCUGCUACGGGGAAGCUGGUCCAAUCACAGCGGCCUGGCACUCCCGCCAGCGAAAUGAUCAGUGACACCGCCUCUGUUACGUCGUUUUCGGUUUCCGUAUCUCGAGCUGGAUCCCCUCCCUUGAGCAGAGUCGGCACUGCUCCGGUACGAGGCACUACCAAGAGCCAACAGCGCAAGCAGCGCAAAGAGGUCUUGAAGCAAGAGACAAAGAUCAUAGCUGAAGCACCCAAGACAGACACUGCAGAGCACGCCCCCGUUAUUGGACGGAAGAAGAAACAGAAGAAGGAAAAGCCCCCUAGGGAGGCCAACGCUUCGUCUUCAGCAGCCACUCCCACCGAGACACCAAAGGCAGAAGCGGCAACACUCUCCAAGGGCGAAGGCAAACAAGUGGCUGUCGAGCAUGAUGGGGCAUUGAAGACGGAGAGUACGACGCAUUCGCCCAAUGAAAAGCUAGAUGCUCGAAAGAACUCGACGAAAGGGGCAAGUGAGCCCCUUGCUUCGCCAUCGCCAUCGCCUACGCCUCCAUUGCCCAAAGCAUCCGAGUCAGCGGACAAGUCCCCUGAAAGGUCACAGUCGAGCCCCGCGUCUGUCUUUGCCGCUAUAAAGGAUUCUCUCUGCACCGCUGCGCCAGAAAAACUGCAGCUGCUGAAGCCCGUUUCGAGCAACUCAUCCAGGCCAGAGCACAAUCCGCUGAACCCAUCGGGGAAACGAGAAGAUUGCAAUCAGAGCUCUUGCAGGUGUGGUGAGAUGCAAGACGCCGAUCUUGCGGCGCUGCGUGCCGGAAAGCCUGUGCGCAAGCAGUUCCAUACUGACGGCAGCCGCAUGCUUAUUACCCCCCACGGAGAUUGCAUUCGCGGGCUGACGCCAGAGGAAGAGGACACCUUCUUGGCCCUCCAAACCGCCAUUGCUGCAACGGCAGAGAAUCCUGCUGCAUUCGUGGCGCCGAGACAUCAGCCCAGCAGCGGCGCUUUCUCCCUCAUCAAGGGUCGAGCUGUCCCUAAUGGACGGCCGAACAUCUUCCCUUCUACUACGCAGCCACAAACACAGGAUCCGAUUGGCAAGCUCCAAAGGGAGGAUGCCUUAAGCUACAUCAAUCAGUACGUGUUGCCGAGGCUGAGUCUCGGAGCUACAAGCAUGGGUUUUCCAAAGGGAGCAUCUUCUACUCGUGACUCAGCGAGCCUCAACUCUCUGGCGCCCUACUUCUACGGUCCUGAUGCUGCCGCUGGUGUUGGCAUCUACAGCUCACCCGAAAGUGCUCGGGCUAUACAAGAUUUUGCUGCUCCGGGAAUGUCACUUGAUGAAAUCGGCAAAGGAGCCGCAGCUAGUUCAAUUGGGAACAUGCCCCUGAUGAGCGUGGAAGAUGCCGAGGCAGCUCUGACCGCGGCUAAGAAGGAGACUGAGAAACUUGAGAAGGGCCUGAAUCUGGUAAUCAAGCGGAAUCGGCGGCUCUUGCUCGGGGCUUGA